UCACUCAGAUCCUUACGCUUGCCCAUUUUUCCUGUUUCCAACAUGUCAACUUCAAGAACUGACUGCUCACUUGCUACCUAAUAAACAUAUCCCACCCGCUGUGCCGUUAUAAUCAAUGUUAUAAUCAAUGUUAUUCAUUUCACCUGUCAGUGGUUGUAAUGUUAUAGGUGAUUGGUGUAUGUACAGUAUGCACAACAUUAGAGAGUUGAAUUUAGGUCAUGAUCAGGUUGUGCUUGUAGUCUGUGCCAGGUAGGCGUGUUUACAGAAGGGGGAAUGCGGAAAGAUUAAUCCAGCAGGUGAUUGCACACAAAAAAACACCAAAGAUAUCCAUGUGGGAAAGUCCCAGGAGAUAUGGUUUAAAAAAGAGGCGCUCUGUGAGAGACACAUGCACUGUUCAUCUACCAAGAAAGAGAAAAAGAGAGAGAGAGAUAGACAGACAGAGAGAGACAGAGAGAGGGAAAAACGGAUAUAAUAUAAUGACUAUGGUUAAGAUUUCUAGUAGGACAUUUCUGUUCAUCAUCAUCCUCAGUGCCUUCAUCAUGGACACAGAAACAGCACGAUGCUGCUUUUCUUACACCCAGAGGCCCAUUCGCUGCAGCCAGCUGAAAGGUUACACCAUCCAGGAAAUCAUCGGAAACUGUGACAUCAGAGCUAUAAUAUUUGAGGCCCGACACGGUAAAUUUGUCUGCGCUGAUCCGAAGAUGAGAUGGACUCAGGACAGAGUCACAUGCCUACGGAAGAAGGCUGCAGUAAUGGGGAAGUCUGGGACACUGAACUGAGGAUGAGUUCCAGCUCAGGACAUUUAAUUCAGCCUUAGAAUUAAGAUUAUCAGUUCUUUCUUCCAAAUGAAGUCUUUAUUUUCCUCUUAUUAGAGCAUCUUAAAGAUGUGCUUCUAUUAGAAUUUUGGCCCCUUGUGGGAGCCGCAGUCUCACAUUCACAUAUUGUGUACCCUAAUACUCAGAGAAUGCUGAGGGAGUUUCUAAUACAUCCAUAUUUUGUUUUGCUUUAUAUAUAAAUAUAAUUUUUUAAUUGUAAAUGUGAAAAACAAACAAGACUGUAUUGAUGGAUAAAAUGUGGUUUGAAAAUUUACUUCUUCCUUCUGUAUAAAUAACAAAAAAAUGAGGAUGCUAAAAAAAAACAAGCAUCACUUACCACAUUAAAUGCACAUUAUGUUAAAUUUUUGUUUAAUAAAAAGCACAGCAUGAA
Molecule: messenger RNA, 1206 nt
Organism: Ictalurus furcatus (blue catfish)
Lineage: Eukaryota; Metazoa; Chordata; Actinopteri; Siluriformes; Ictaluridae
Product: eotaxin-like
Exons: 4
Coding region: 330-779 (149 amino acids)
Biological process (GO): cellular response to tumor necrosis factor; neutrophil chemotaxis; chemokine-mediated signaling pathway
Cellular component (GO): extracellular region
Molecular function (GO): chemokine activity; CCR chemokine receptor binding
Source: RefSeq, a predicted model, not a curated record